GGGCCUCCCAAAGUGCUGGGAUCACAAGCAUGAGCCACCGAGCACAGCCGAAAAAGUCUUUUUGUAUACUGAAGUCUCCACUAGGACAAAAAUUUGCUCUUAAGGCUUCCUUUGAGACACAUACACACACACACACACACACACACACACACACACACACACACAGCUUUUGAUUAUGCCCAUUAGGGACCCAAGCCUUGGGACACAGGGACCAGAAAAUGACAAGAGCAUGCAGGCAGUAGUAAACUCUGGUUAUACUUAAAAUGGGAACAAAAAUGUAUGCCUAUGAUCCGGACUGAUCAUAUAAAACCAUGGAUCCUGAAAGUACGUUCCCUCUUUGCAAGCCUUAAUGACUGGCAUCACGCACAAAUAGGCCUUUCAGUUUCUGAACGCAGAUAUUUUCAAGGAACUCCGAGGCCCAGGAGAGCCAAAGUUUUUCUCCAUGGAAGGGCAGACUACUAGCCUCCCCCCCUUCCCCUCUGCGUUCUUGCCUCUUUCUAGAAGGAGGCUGAGAGGGGGAAGCCUGAACCCCCAAAUCAAGUCCGCUUUCUUUCUCUGUGCCUGACCCAGGGCAAAAUAAUCUCUCUGAUCCUGUUCUUGACCAUUGAAAAAGCACUUUCUCUGGUCGGGGUACUACUGGCACUUUACAUGGGGGGCAGUUUAACCGCAGGAGUCCGCUUUCUGAAAGGUGCAGAGGGAGGGGGAUUCCGCCACCAGCCGACUGAGAGGAGCCCCGGCCCCGCGUGGUCCCUCCCAGCCACCCUCCCUCUGGGAUUAGCUGCCCUGGCUCUGCUCUAGGCGUCCCCAGCCCGUGCAGUCGCGGCUCGCGCACCACCAUCGCCUCUGCAGAGAGCGGCCGCAGCCUGGAGCCCGUAGCCCGCAGAGCCGCGCUGUCCAGGGCAUCCCGGUGCACGGCGUCCGUGGACCUGGGACCUCGAACCUGGGACGGGCGCAAAAUCCACCGGGAACACUUGCAUUUCCGUAGGAAAAAGGAAAUGAAACCAGAGACAGAGGGAAGCUGAGCGAAAAUAGACCUUCCCGAGAGAGAAGGAAGCCCGGGGAGAGACGCACGGUCCCCUCCCCGCCCCCAGGCCGCCGCCCCCUCUCUGCCCUCGGCGGCGAGCAGCGCGCCGCGACCCGGGCCGAAGGUGCGAGGGGCUCAGAGCGGCCGGGUGGGCGCGCACCAUCCCCACGGGCGGCGCGGAGCCGGCGACAGCGCGCGAGAGGGACCGGGCGGCGGCGGCGGCGGCGGCGGGACCGGGAUGGAAGGGAGCGCGGUGACUGUCCUUGAACGCGGAGGGGCGAGCUCGCCGCCGGAGCGCCGGAGCAAGCGGAGGCGCAGGAGCGGCGGCGGCGGCGGCGCCCGAGCACCCGAGGGGGUCCGAACCCCGGCAGCCGGCCAGCCCCGCGCCACAAAGGGAGCGCCCCCGCCGCCCGGCACCCCGCCUCCCUCCCCAAUGUCCUCGGCCAUCGAAAGGAAGAGCCUGGACCCUUCAGAGGAACCAGUGGACGAGGUGCUGCAGAUCCCCCCGUCCCUGCUGACAUGCGGCGGCUGCCAGCAGAACAUCGGGGACCGCUACUUCCUGAAGGCCAUCGACCAGUACUGGCACGAGGACUGCCUGAGCUGCGAUCUCUGUGGCUGCCGGCUGGGCGAGGUGGGGCGACGCCUCUACUACAAACUGGGCCGGAAGCUUUGCCGGAGAGACUAUCUCAGGCUUUUUGGGCAAGAUGGUCUCUGCGCAUCCUGUGACAAGCGGAUUCGUGCCUAUGAGAUGACAAUGCGGGUGAAAGACAAAGUGUAUCACCUGGAAUGUUUCAAAUGCGCCGCCUGUCAGAAGCAUUUCUGUGUAGGUGACAGAUACCUCCUCAUCAACUCCGACAUAGUGUGCGAACAGGACAUCUACGAGUGGACUAAGAUCAAUGGCAUGAUAUAGGCCCGAGUCCCUGGGCAUCUUUGGGGAGGUGUUCACUGACGACGCCGUCUCCAUGGCAUCUUCGUCUUCACUCUUAGGCACUUUGGGGGUUUGAGGGUGGGGUAAGGGAUUUCUUAGGGGAUGGUAGACCUUUGUUGGGUACCAAGACAUAGCAUCCAAGUGGCAUAAUUCAAGGGCUGACCCUUCAAGGUGACAGAAGGACCAGCCCUUAAGGGAGAACUUACGGCCACAGCCCAUCCAUAGUAACUGACAUGAUUAGCAGAAGAAAGGAACAUUUAGGGGCAAGCAGGCUCUGUGCUAUCAUGAUGGAAUUUCAUAUCUACAGAUAGUUGUUGUGUGCAGACUUGUGACUUUGACGCUUGCAAACUAGAGAUGUGCAAUUGAUUUCUUUUCUUCCUGGCUUUUGUAACUCCCCUGUUUCAAUCACUGUCCUCCACACAAGGGAAGGACAGAAAGGAGAGUGGCCAUUCUUUUUUUCUUGGCCCCCUUCCCAAGGCCUUAAGCUUUGGACCCAAGGAAAACUGCAUGGAGACACAUUUCAGUUGAGAAUGGAAACCACACCUUUUAACCAAAACAAUUAUUUAAAGCAGUGCUGAUGAAUCACUGUUUUUAGACACCUUCAUUUUGAGGUGAGGAGUUCCACAGAUUGUUUCUAUACAAAUAUCUUAAAAAAAAAGUUGUUCAACUAUUUUAUUAUCCUAGAUUAUAUCAAAGUAUUUGUCGUGUGUAGAAAAAAAAAAACAGCUCUGCAGGCUUAAUAAAAAUGACAGACUGAAA
This is a messenger RNA of Symphalangus syndactylus (siamang), 2711 nucleotides long. It is a transcript of the gene LMO2, whose product is annotated as LIM domain only 2. The record is from RefSeq and is a predicted model, not a curated record. NCBI's taxonomy places the organism in Eukaryota, Metazoa, Chordata, Mammalia, Primates, Hylobatidae. Gene Ontology annotation, cellular component: nucleus. Gene Ontology annotation, molecular function: DNA-binding transcription factor binding; transcription coactivator activity. Gene Ontology annotation, biological process: positive regulation of transcription by RNA polymerase II.